GCGGCGAAUAGGAUUUUCCUUCCGUGCUACGGAGUACUAUUAUUUAUACCUUUUUUGCGGGGUAGAGUAAUAUUUAUACUAGCCCGAACCCCGACCAAACACAUCGAUCUAGGGUUUCCUUCGCUAAAAAAAAAUCAGAGCGGGCGGGUGCGGAGGAGAGACCUGACACCUGAGGCGGCCGUUCGGCGGUGGCAGAAAAGAGAAGGAGAAGAGAGAGGCAGCACCAACGAAACAGGUUCUCAGAGAGAAAGAGGCUGUCAGAAUAGUUGGAAAGUCCAGAGGUAGGCCAAUGGAGCAAGCCAAGGAGACAGAGGCUAUUGUGGAAACGGCAGAGCACGAGGAACAUGCUCCGGAGGAGAUUCAGGCUACUACAGUAGAGGACAAGUUGAAGAAGCUUAAUCUGAAGAAAAAGCCGAGGAGGCGCAAGGGUAAGAACAAGGCUGUGGACGAAUCCCUCUCUGACCCAAAUGCCUACGAAGCUCGUCUUCAUCGAAAAUUCUGGGAUUCAACAUUUGCUGGCCCACGAUAUGGUUGCUACGAGACCACAACUUCUAUGCCUCCCAUGCGAUUCACUGAUGAUGAGUGUGACCUCGCUGCCCCACUUCAGACUCUUCAGGUUUUUUCAGUCAAAGUCGCUGGAGUAAAGAAGGGGGUAUCUUGGCCACUUAGUCUCUAUGGCAAGAUUGCGGCACGCGACACAGUUGAUCGCAAUCGCAAUAUCAUCUUUGAUUGUGAGAGGGAUAACUGCGAAAUCCUCUACGAGGAUGCUCCAUAUUUACCUCUCACCGGUCCUUCCCGUGCUAUUGUGUUGUCAGUGCAUCAUUCAUAUAUUGAGGUUGAGUUGAAAACUAAACGAGAUUCCGGAGAUGAAGAAUUCAGCUACUUAUCUGAUGCCUACAUCGAGAUUGUCCCUUUUAACUCCUUCGUCAUGCAGCGAGAUUUUACUAGCAGGCUUAGCACGUUGCAGCUAACCGUUGCCCACAUUAUUCAUUCCGUGGAGGCUACAAUUAGUGUCAAAGUCAAUCAUGGGGAAUGGCCAUAUGGACAUGGAGGCCUGUUUACUGCAUCUACUGCUAGCAUCGACGACAUGGAAGUCGUGCUUCUCGGAUUUGAGGUUGAUGAGGUCCUACCUGUUAAGGAUGAUGGGCAUGUCGAGCUUUCUCGUUGUGUCGUUAGCGUUGAAAGUAAAGGAAAGCUGGAAGUCUCGGUGGAAGCGAACCCUGCCAGCGAUGAAGAGGAUGUAGUUAGAGACGACAUCUAUUUCACACCCAAGAGAUCUGGUAGGAGCCACCAAGUGUUCAAGGUUGGCUCUUGUGAGAUGGAGGUAACGGUGGCGUGGUCUCUCCUUUUGUCUUAUGGAUGAAGGGGCCAUAUGAGGUUUUGUGCUUUGCUUUGCUGGAAGUAGUCACAGCUGUGUGUCGUGUGUCUGUUUGCUACUUGGGCUGGUACUGCUUGUGAAGUAGAGGCCAUGAUGUUUGUGCUUGCUUUGCUGGUAUU
Triticum aestivum (bread wheat) is the source of this 1497-nucleotide messenger RNA. RefSeq lists its product as uncharacterized. The coding region runs from base 290 to 1363 and encodes 357 amino acids. Lineage: Eukaryota; Viridiplantae; Streptophyta; Magnoliopsida; Poales; Poaceae. The transcript has 3 exons. The record is from RefSeq and is a predicted model, not a curated record.